AUGAGAGCAAAGUCUCCAGUGAGAUCUAUAUCUCCUCGGAGAUCCAAAUCUCCAAUGAGAUCUCGAAAGAGACCCAGAUCUCCAAGCAGAUCCAAAUCUCCAUCGAUAUCCCAAUCUCCAAAGAGGAGAUUCAAGCGUCUUAAGAUGACAGCAAAGUCUCCAAUGAGAUCCAGAUCACCAAGGAGAUCCAAAUCUCCAAUGAUAUCCGGAUCUCCAAAGAGGAGAGUCCAGACUCCAAAGAGGACGGCAAAAUCUCGAAAGAGACCCAGAUCUCCAAGCAGAUCCAAAUCUCCAUCGAUAUCCCAAUCUCCAAAGAGGAGAGUCAAGCGUCAAAAGAUGACGGCAAAGUCUCCAAUGAGAUACAGAUCGCCAAGGAGAUCCAAAUCUCCAAUGAUAUCCAGAUCUCCAAAGAGGAGAGUCCAGACUAAAUCUCCAAUGAGAUCUCGAAAGAGACCCAGAUCUCCAAGCAGAUCCAAAUCUCCAUCGAUAUCCCAAUCUCCGAAGAGGAGAGUCAAGCGUCAAAAGAUGACAGCAAAGUCUCCAAUGAGAUCCAGAUCGCCAAGGAGAUCCAAAUCUCCAAUGAUAUCCAGAUCUCCAAAGAGGAGAGUCCAGACUCCAAAGAGGACGGCAAAAUCUCCAAGGAGAUCCAAAUCCCCGAUGAUAUCCCAAUCUCAAAAGAGGAGAGUCCAGACUCCAAAGAUAAGGGGAAGAUCUCCAAAGAGGAGAGUCCAGACUCCAAAGAGGAGAGUCCAGACUCCAAAGAUAAGGGGAAGAUCUCCAAAGAGGAGAGCUAAGUCUCCAACGAGAUCCAGAUCUCCAAGGAGGAGAAACUGA
Platichthys flesus (European flounder) is the source of this 834-nucleotide messenger RNA. RefSeq names its product neurofilament heavy polypeptide-like. The record is from RefSeq and is a predicted model, not a curated record. The coding region runs from base 1 to 834 and encodes 277 amino acids. Lineage: Eukaryota; Metazoa; Chordata; Actinopteri; Pleuronectiformes; Pleuronectidae. The transcript has 7 exons.